Aspergillus tubingensis is the source of this 828-nucleotide messenger RNA. RefSeq names its product carbonic anhydrase. Lineage: Eukaryota; Fungi; Ascomycota; Eurotiomycetes; Eurotiales; Aspergillaceae. The record is from RefSeq and is a predicted model, not a curated record. Gene Ontology annotation, biological process: carbon utilization; cellular response to carbon dioxide; cellular response to oxidative stress. Gene Ontology annotation, cellular component: cytoplasm. The transcript has a single exon. Bases 1 to 828 code for a protein of 275 amino acids. Gene Ontology annotation, molecular function: zinc ion binding; carbonate dehydratase activity.
AUGGAGUCCACAAGGCUUGUUUCGCGACUGCAGCGGAUGUAUUCCAGGGUCGGGAUACAUACCUUCCCCCGGUCGGGGAUGCAGUCAAGUUCACGAGCCAGCUUUCCUCUUCCCUCCCAGCGUGUCUCCUUUUUCCCACCUCGACAAGCCGCCUGCUUCUCAACCACCAAGCCACCAGCGUGUGCUAAUACAGACGCAGACCGCUUCACCUCUGCUCUGCACCAGAACAAAGACUGGGCAGCACAGAUCUCCAAGGAAGACCCCUCACUGUUCCCAACGCUCGCGAACGGCCAGCAGCCCGAGAUCCUCUGGAUCGGCUGCUCCGAUUCCCGAUGCCCCGAAACCACUCUUCUUGGUCUUAAGCCGGGCGAUGUCUUUGUCCACCGGAACAUCGCCAACGUCCUGCACGCCGGCGACCUCAGCUCCUCUGCCGUGAUCGAGUACGCGGUCCGUUACCUGCGCGUCAACCAUGUAGUCCUCUGUGGUCACACCAGCUGCGGUGGUGUCGCCGCGGCCCUGGGUAACAAACAGUUGGGAAUCCUGGACCCUUGGUUGCUGCCCCUGCGCCAGCUCCGGGCCAAGAACCUGGAUCUGCUGAACUCGCUGCCGGCUGAUCAGGCGAACCUUAAGCUGGUUGAGCUGAAUGUCUUGGAGGGAGUCAAGCUGUUGAAGGAGAAGAGCGUGGUGUUGGAGGCGAUCCAGGAACGUGGGCUGCAGGUCCAUGGGCUGAUUUAUGAUGUCGGAAGCGGUGUUCUUCGGGAGUUGGACACGGACGAGUCGGAGGAGGCGAUCAAGGCGCGGCUCACAUCGUUCAAGGUGGAUGUUUAG